Messenger RNA from Musca domestica (house fly), 629 nucleotides. It is a transcript of the gene Dph3, whose product is annotated as diphthamide biosynthesis protein 3. Gene Ontology annotation, molecular function: metal ion binding. The transcript is spliced from 3 exons. The coding region runs from base 138 to 398 and encodes 86 amino acids. Gene Ontology annotation, biological process: protein histidyl modification to diphthamide. Lineage: Eukaryota; Metazoa; Arthropoda; Insecta; Diptera; Muscidae. The record is from RefSeq and is a predicted model, not a curated record.
AUCGUAUUAUAUCGAUAGAAAUAACUAUUAAUCGAUGUUGCUAUCGGUUGUUUGCCACUUCUAUGAAUCACACGUUUUUGUUUGGUAAAUAAAUAGUUAGUUGGUUAGUUGUAAAUGUGGUAAAUGUGGAAAUUAAAAUGAGUAUUUAUCACGACGAAGUUGAAAUAGAGGAUUUUGAGUAUGACGAGGAAGAGGAAAUUUACUACUAUCCCUGCCCAUGCGGAGACCGAUUCCAAAUUACCAAAGAGGAGUUGAUGGAGGGUGAAGAGGUAGCCACUUGUCCUAGCUGUUCACUCAUCAUAAAAGUUAUUUACGAUCCUGACAUGUUCAAAGCUGAAGAUCAGGAAGAUGGAAUACUGAAUGAAAAAUUAACGCAAUUAAAAUUAGAAACGAAUUAGACGUUUUUAUGGCCCAAAAGCAUGUUCAUGAAGCUUGUCACAGCUUGUAUGGAAUAGCCGUCCUUGAUUCAGAUUCGCCAGCAUUCACUGUGAAAUACGGUUGUGCCCGUGAGGUUCCUUGUGUGAAGUAAUCACUAUUUUUGAUAGAACGUUCAUAUUUUCAUAAAUUGGCUUUGUAACAUUGUGUUUCGAGCUCCUCAUCAAAAAUAAAAAAAUACAAUUUUGAAAAUA